Messenger RNA from Auxenochlorella protothecoides, 4641 nucleotides. Its product is annotated as CREB-binding protein. Lineage: Eukaryota; Viridiplantae; Chlorophyta; Trebouxiophyceae; Chlorellales; Chlorellaceae. Gene Ontology annotation, biological process: regulation of transcription by RNA polymerase II. Gene Ontology annotation, cellular component: nucleus. The record is from RefSeq and is a predicted model, not a curated record. The coding region runs from base 1 to 4641 and encodes 1546 amino acids. The transcript is spliced from 17 exons. Gene Ontology annotation, molecular function: protein binding; DNA binding.
AUGGAUGGCUUACGGGUGGUCGCCGGGGUGCUGGAGUCUGUUCUGCGGGAUGAGCAGACCUCGACCCUGUUCGGGGAGCCUGUGGACCCGGUAGCCCUGGGCCUGGACGACUACUUCGAUGUGGUCAAGCAGCCGGCAGAUCUGGGCACCAUCCUGGCGAACGUGAGAGCCAGCCUGGCCGGGACUGGGCCCUAUUCCCACCCCCGCCAGGUGGCCGAUGCCGUCGCCCUGGUCUGGUCCAACUGCAAUCUAUACAAUGAUCGGCCAGUGGACAAGCCCAUACGGGAUGCAGCAGCGAGAUCAAAAUCACUCCUCGAUCGAGCAUGGGCCGCUGCAGGGCUGGGCAGGGAGCCGGCCACCCCCGCUCCAUCGGCCUCCAAGGGUGCGGCCCCAGAGAACCCAGGUCUAGAGGCGCCCACGGCGACGACGCUGCCCCUGCUCCGCGUCGACAAUUUCCGGAUCGUGUCCGCCAGCGACGGCGAGGCGUACCGCCUGGAGCAGCUCCCCGCCGCCCCCGGCUCCGACGCCAGGCUGGAGGGCGAGGUGGCGGGCGAGCCGGGUUCCCGCUUCUCCUGCCACGUCGCCGAUUGGGUGCUGGACCACAGCGCCGAGGCCGGCCCCAGCCUCGCCUUGGAGGACGGGGUCUGGGUGCUCUCCCCUGAGGCCUGGGUCGCGCUGGGGGAGCCCCAUCCCUCCUACGCGGAUGUGUGGUCGGGGACGCAGACCCUUGUGCGCCUGACACUGGCCGCGCGGGCCGAGCUGGGCGCCGGCACGCGCCUGGAGGACAUCACCGCCGCGGUCGAAAGCGCGGCCGCGGUGCUGCAGGCCGGGUCGGGCCUGCGGGGCAAGCGCAAGACGCACGGCGAUCGAGCGGGGCGGAGGUCUGUGCUGGGGGGCCGCUUCAGGCUAGGCGAGGGCCCCAGCGUCGAGGACGAGCUGGCGGGCAUCAGCGACGACGACAUGCCCGCAGACUUUGAGGCUUCGGCUGUCUGGGAGUUUGUCCAGACGUUUGGCGACGUCCUGGGCGUCCCUCCCUUCUCGCUCCCGGCACUGGAGGCAGCGCUGGACCCGGGACCACACCUGCCCCACCAUACCGUGAAGGCUGCCCCCGCAAGUGAGCGUGCUGAGGUGCCUGCCGCUGCGACAGACGCCCUGCAGGCCGUGAAGCGGGAGGAGGAGCCCCAGGUCGGCCUUGCGACGCCUGGAGGCGCUCCAGAGCCGAAUGGAGUGGCUGGUGGCGCGGAUGAGGAGAAGGCCGACGUGGAGAUGGCCGAGGCUGUGGGUGCUGGCCAAGAGAAUGACGGAGCGGAUGAUGCCAUGGGCGAGGCAGAGGCGCCUGGCGGCACAGCGGCUCCUGCCGCAGAAGAAACGCUCGGCACCGAGGCGCCUGCUGACGAUGAGGCGCAUUUUGAACCAGCGCAACCAGCCAGCGAGGCGGCCGCCGACGCGCCGGGCUCCGGCACGGAGGAGGACCAGUCCGCACCGCAGGGAAAGGCGUCCGAGGGCCCCAUGGUCAAGGCCAAGCGCCAGGGCUGCCGCAAGUUCCCCAAGGUUGCGCCGCAGAACGUCAUCUCCAACCCCACGAUCCGCACCCGGCGCCAGCUGCUGGGGCCGGCAGCGACGCAGAGCGGCGGCGGCUCGCCGCGUGCCCCCGAGGAGGGCCUCAAGAUCAAGCUCAAGGUCCCAGGCCUGGCGGAGGGGUCUGCGCCGCACGAUGAGUCGGCCCCCCAGCCCCCGAUGGAGCCUGUCGCCACCCCUGCCGCACCGUUCCCCGGCCAGUUUGCAACGCCCGGCGCGGCGCAGGCGGCCAUCGCGGCGCAUGCCGACCUGCUCCAGCGCCGCUACGGCCUGGGGCUGGAGGCCUUUGCGCGCCUGGCGCCCGUGGACUGGUCCUCGGCGCCGGCGGCGCUGCUAUCGCGCGACGCGCGCCUGGCGGUGCUCACCGCGCUGGUGGACAUGGCGCUGGCCUCGCCCGGCCUCCAGGCCGAGAUCGCAGAGCGGCUGGACGCGCUGACCGUGGCCAGCGGGCGCCAGGACGACCAUGGCGUGGCCCCCUCCCCCUCGGGCCGGGCGACGGCGGACGACUGGCUGGAAUGGCAGGUGCGGCGGAGGCUGGGCCUGCGCCGCGCGCUGGGCAUGGACACGCGCGGGCGGCGGUACUGGGCACUGGGCGGCGCGGCGGGGGCCUUCCGCGUCUUCUGCGAGCGCGUGCUGGAGUCGGCGGCCGGCUGCGCGGGCGAUGGUGUGGCGCGGCAGGAUGGCGCGCCGACGACCCCGGCGACAGACGCCUCCAGCCCGGCGGCGACGACAAGCGCAGCGUCCUCGGGCUGGGGCUGGUACGAGGGCGCGGGCGUGGCGGCGCUGCGCGCCUGGCUGGCGGCAGGCGGCAUGCGGCGCGAGGCGGGCCUGCUGGCCACUCUGGCCGACGCGCCCUGGCCCACCGACCAGCUCAGGCCGGGCCGCCCCGCGUCGGCAGUGGAGCUGAGCUCGCUGCGCGCGGACGGGUACCGCGGGCUGGUGGCCCCGCUGCUGCGUGGCGACUGGCAGUGCGCGCGCGGAGGCGUGUACGCCAGUGCAGAGGCGCGGCUGGCGGGCGCGCUGGACGCGCUGCUGGGCGCGGUCCCGCUCUGGUUCCGGGGCGAGGUGUUGCAGCGCCAGCACCUGGCCAUCGGCGAGGCGCUGGCAGGCGGCGUGGGGCCGCGCGAGGCCGGCAUCGCCGUGGCCGAGACCGAGCGCCUGCUGGCGCUGGAGGGCGUGCUGGGCGGCGAGUGGCGCGACGUGUGGCAGGUGGUCUGGCGCCGCGGGCUCAGCCUCAUCUCCGACGUGCGCGAGGCAGCCAUGUACGCCGCCGCGCUGCAGCGCCACGCCUUCUCCCCGGACGUCGUGCCUCGCCCCGUCUUUGAGCGCCUGAUGGCCGAGGCCAACUGUCACCUGGUCCUGCCCUUCCCGGGGGACAGCGUGGUCAUCUUGCGCUCCGGCGCCCUCAUGCACAUCGACAGGUACAUGGAGGUGCUGGGCAUCGCCGAGGAUUCGGAGGAGCCCAAGCAUGCGGCAACCGUCCUACCUGGUAUCGACGAUGCGAUGGACACCGACAACCCAGGCCCCUCCCCCGUCCCCUACCCCGUCCGCGACGCGAGCGUCGCCAGGGUCAAGGGUGACUGGGCGGCCCUGAGGGCGCGCGUGGCGACGGCCGGCCAUGUGGGGCGAUACACCGUGCGCUCCAUUGUGUACCGCCGUCACCUGGUUGACGAGGCGGACGCGGCAGAGGGCUCUGCAGUGCGCCGCCCCGUGGCCUGGUUGUUCCUGCGCCCGGCGCGCUUCGGCCCGCCGGCGCAGCUGCCGCGCCAGGACCUAGUGCUCCCCCUGGCCGCCGACCCGGGCCUGCCAGACUUCCUGGUGCCCACCGAGGCGUUCGUGGAGCACAUGCGAGUGUCCUGGCUGCCGGGCGACCGCUUCCGCCUGCACCCCACCAGCAUCAAGGCCCGGGCGCAGCGCCGCGCCAAGUCGGGCAUCCUGACGCAGCGCGGCACGGUGGUGGACCUGGUCAGCGCCGCGCCCGGCCCCGGCGCCGACCCGGUCCAGCGUGCGGCCUACGACCCCUUCCGCUCCGUGGUGGUGCUCUGGGACCGGGCGUUCGAGGGCGAGGAGGUGGCGCUGAGCCCCUGGGACCUGGAGGUGGACCCCGAGGACGAGCGGCGGCGCGUGGAGGAGGCGCGGCGGCAGCAGCAGGCCGCCGCGCGCGCGCUGCGGGCGCGCGGCGCGCGGCGCGCCGGCGAGGACGCGGAGCAGGACGCGGAGGAGGCGCGCCUGCGCGCCCUGCUGCACCAGGGCAGCCGCGCCGAGGAGCUCCUGCGCGCCUAUGAGAGCAAACCGGUGCCCGGCCCCGAGGACACCACCUUCAACGAGGAGGUGCACGGCUGGCAGAGGGCGGCUGCCGCCUCCCCCCUGCAGACGCUCAUGGAGAUCGCGGCGGAGGUGCUGUCUGCACUGAAGCCCCUCUCCCCCGACGAGUUCACCACGCUGCUGACCAACUUCUACCGCGGGCUGAAGGGCAAGUACAAGGUGCCCACCUUUGCGCAUCGCGACCUCGACCUGCACACCGUCUUCUGGGCGGUGAGCGCGCGGGGCGGGUACGAGACCGUCACCGCCGGCAAGCAGUGGAAGGAGAUCUGCCGCUGCCUGGACGUGGACCUGACGGGGCAGACCUCCGCCUCCUACAACAUGCGACUCAACUACGAGCGCUGCCUGCUGGACUUUGAGAAUUACCUGGCCAGCGGGAAGUACGAGGAGGACCUGGCCGCCGGCGCAGCCCCUGUGCACACUCACCUCACAGACCCUAGCGUGCACCGCUUCACCAUCCCCGGCGCCUAUCGGGAGCGGGAACGCGUGGGACAGACCCUUGCCACGCUGGGCGAGGCGGCGGUGGGGCGCCGCGUGGACCGCUACUGGCCCGAGGAGGGCGGCUGGUGGGCCGCGGAGAUCACCGGCUACCGCGCCGAGACGGGGGAGCACGCGCUGACCUACGCGCGGGGCACCGCGGACGAGAGCUUCGAGUGGGCCGACCUGUCCGAGUUCCACGACACCGAGCUGCGGCUGGGGGAGGAGGACGAGGGGAAUGGGGAGGAUGGCGGGCCGGCGUGA